This is a messenger RNA of Rhinichthys klamathensis goyatoka, 848 nucleotides long. RefSeq names its product RAB15 effector protein (gene rep15). The transcript has a single exon. Lineage: Eukaryota; Metazoa; Chordata; Actinopteri; Cypriniformes; Leuciscidae. Gene Ontology annotation, biological process: receptor recycling. The record is from RefSeq and is a predicted model, not a curated record. Bases 1 to 747 code for a protein of 248 amino acids.
AUGAACCAAAAAUAUCUCCAGUAUGAAGCCAAAACCAGCAUUUUCAGAACCUUAUGGGCUAAACCCAACAGAACCUCCUCGGCGGACCUCAUCCACCUCUUUAGCGACUGCAUUCGAGCGGCUUCAUCCAGAACAAAGGAAUAUCUGCUCUUCAGGGACCCAGAGAACAAGUUCCACCCAAGUCCUUCAACCCUAAGCGAGAUCUUUCUGAUGACCUACAUCCAGCACAGCAGCCUGUUGAAUCUCAGCGACACGUUCAACUGCACCGCCAUGACCCAGGAACAGAGGAUACUGUUGGGAGCCCACUGGGUCUGGGCCGUGCUGGAUCAGCCGAGCAAGAACCCCCGGAUCCAGAUCGCGGCCCAGGUUUUUCACCUGCCAGAAAGAACGGAGGAGAACGUGGAGGAACUGUCCUUGGAUAUCUACAGCGACAUCAUGCGCAUGGCCGGGAUGGAUGUGGUGGAGAGAACCCAGGCCGAGAGGAUGGUGGAGUUCUGCUCUUCCAUCGGCAGAGACUGUUACGCGCUUUUUCUCUUCUUCGGUCGACAAAACGACAAAGGAAACAUUUACGGGCUACUAAGCAACAACCUGCAAGCAGCUGUGGGGAAGUGUGUGAGGAUUGAUCAGGUUUUUAUCGAUCACUUCUUCAAAGGUGCGAAAUGCUUUGCCACUUCAAGUGGAAUGAUGCAAGCACUGGUCGGUAAGGAGGGUGACGAUCCUCUGACCAUGCUUGUUAAGUUCACCUAACAGCUGAGCUGUUCUUACUAGAUUCAUUAACAAUUUUUGGGGGGUUUAUUCUAAUGAGCAGCUCACUGCUUGGUAACAGAUGCUUUGAUUGCAGCCCUGGG